Molecule: messenger RNA, 1836 nt
Organism: Didymella exigua CBS 183.55
Lineage: Eukaryota; Fungi; Ascomycota; Dothideomycetes; Pleosporales; Didymellaceae
Product: PTR2-domain-containing protein
Exons: 2
Coding region: 1-1836 (611 amino acids)
Biological process (GO): transmembrane transport; oligopeptide transport
Cellular component (GO): membrane
Molecular function (GO): dipeptide transmembrane transporter activity
Source: RefSeq, a predicted model, not a curated record
AUGGCUGCCAUCGUCAACACCAAGACUAGUCUCGAGAUCACUAAGGGUGCGACUGCCCUCGACCCGAUCCCUCUCGACGUCAGCGAAUCCAACUCGGUUUAUGACGAGGACGAGAGGCUGCUAGGCCCCUUCCCCACCGAGGAGGAGUGGGCGACUCUUCCUCGCGUGGCAGGUCGCAUUCCCUGGACAGCAUGGACCGUUGCUUGCGUCGAAUUUGUUGAACGCUUCUCGUACUACGGUACAUCCGCCGUAUUCGUCAACUUCAUUCAGAAGAAGCUUCCUCCUGGCAGCACGACUGGCGCCGGUUUCCUUAAGAAGCCCGGAUCUGGUGCGCUCAACAUGGGACAGCGAGCGUCAACUGGAAUGACCACUUUCAACCAGUUCUGGUCCUAUUUCACACCUUUGUUCGGUGCCUGGAUUGCCGACGAAUACUGGGGCCGUUACAAGACUAUCCAAUGGGCCAACAUCAUCUCCGUCAUCGGUCAUGUUAUCUUGAUCUUCUCGGCCAUUCCUCAGGUCAUCGUCAAGCCUAAGGUUGCCAUGGGCAUCUUCUCCGUUGGUCUCGUCGUGAUGGGAGUCGGCACCGGUGGAUUCAAGUCGAACAUCUCACCCCUUAUCGCCGAGCAGUACAAGAACCAGAAGGCCUACGUCCGCACCAAGAAAAACGGCAAGAAGGAAAUCGUUGAUCCCGCCACCACCACAGCGCGAAUUUACAUAUAUUUUUACCUGCUCAUCAACGCCGGUUCUCUUACUGGUUCCCUCGCCAUGGUUUACUCCGAGCACUUUGUAGGCUUCUGGCUGAGCUUCACCUUGCCGACCAUUUGCUACCUGCUCUGCCCUUUGAUUCUUGUAUACUUCAAGAACACCUACAAGCUGACGCCUCCCACUGGUUCCGUCAUGGGUAAGGCCUGGAAACUCAUCCGCUUCGCUAGCAAGAAGAGCGACCGCAAGAACAUCCUAAAGGACCCUCACUUCUGGGAUCGCAUUAAGCCCAGUGAGCUACGCGCUCGUGGUGAGACCCUCCCGAGUUUCAUGACUUUCGAUGACGAGUGGGUUGACGAAGUCCGCCGUGGUGUCCUUGCCUGCAAGGUAUUCCUUUGGUACCCUCUGUACUGGCUUGCCUACAACCAGAUGAUGAACAACCUCGUUUCUCAAGCCGGCACGAUGAAUUUGGGCAACACCCCGAACGAUAUUGUUUCAAAGCUUAACCCAAUCUUCAUCGUCAUCGUUAUCCCCAUCAUGGACUUCAUUGUCUACCCUGCCCUUCGCAAGGCUGGUAUCGUCCUCUCGCCCAUCAAGAAGAUCACCGCUGGGUUUGCCCUCAGCUCGCUUGCCAUGGUCUCUGCCUGCGUUACCCAGUACUACAUCUACAAGAUGAGCCCCUGCGGUAACCGGAUUAACGAGCUCACCAAGGCCGGCCAGGACUGCAGCGCUGACAUCUCGGUCUGGGUUCAGGUCUUCCCCUACGGUCUGGUCGGUAUGUCCGAGGUGCUCGCCUCCAUCACCAAGCUUGAGUACGCAUACACCAAGGCUCCUGCCAAUAUGAAGUCCACCAUUCAGGCUAUUGCACUGUCUACCUCCGCUGUCUCCGCUGCCCUUGGUCAGGCGCUUGUCGCUCUCUCUGAUGACCCUCUCCUCGUCUGGAACUACGGAUCCGUUGCUGUCAUUGCUGCUAUUGGCGGUGUCGGUUUCUACCUGACCUUCCGCAAGGCUGAUGCUGAGGAAGACGCCCUCAACAACCUUAAGACGAGCAAAUACCUGGGCGGCAGGGCGCAGGGCGAUGCAGAGAGCGUUGAGGCUUAUAGUAUCAGGGACGAGAAGAACCAAAAGCUAUAA